GAACUUGAAGGAACCGACUGGAUUCCGACAAAUAAAUCCUAUCGGAUCUGUCCUUCGGAUUUCAUCGGAAUCCGGUAAUCGGAAUGCGUCGGAAAUUAUGGGAAUCAAUUGUGAUCCGAUCAGAUUCCGACAAUCGGAAUUCUAUCGGAUUCAGUCAUCGGAAUUCAUCGGAUUGAGACAGAUCCGACAGAAUCCGAUGGCCCACUUUCGACCUGGGAACGUGUAUUCAUUGCAAUGACAAAAUGAAAGAAAAGAACAAUAUUGUAGUAUAUUGUUCAUCUCAUCACUUAUCCUUUUGUACCGAUAAAUGUGUUGUGCACAAGUAAUAAGAAUCAUCUAUAAUCUUACUUCAUUUUGAAUGAUCCUUUUUAUUGAUAAUGUCGAAUACAUGAAGUUCUAAUCGUUAUAUUGUCAUUCCUAAUGGAUUAAGUGAAAAAGAAACGGACACGUCCGAGUCGGAAGAUGAGAUUGGUGCUGUUCAACAUGUUUUACACGAUAAAUUAGCAAUCAACAAAGAUAAUUCAUCUAGUGAAGGAAGUGAUGUUAAAGAAAUGGUAACAGAUCAACCAUCAAAAAGAAAAAAGGCAAUUAUAUUGGAAAAAAAAAAGAUUUUGAAGUUCCAGCAGCAGAGUUUACUGGAACUUUGCCAUCACCACCAAUACAUGAAGAGUUAGAACCUGUUGAUUACUUUUAUUCUAUGUUUGGCAAGGAAUCUAUUACACUUAUGAAAAAUCAAUCAAAUUUAUAUUCUCCACAGAUGAAUCCAAAUAAACCACUUUGUGUUUCUGAAAACGAAAUGAAUCGUUUUAUAAGUAUAUUAUUAAUGACUGAUGUCUAUUCAUUUCCACAACAGCGUUUUUUUUGGAUGAAUGCUACUCGUGUUGAAUCUCUAACCUCGGCUAUGAGUCGAGAUCAAUUUUUACCAAUCAAAAGAAAUAUUAAUGUUGUUGAUAAUACAAAUAUAUUAGAUAACAAUGAUCCGAAUUUCGAUCGUGCGUACAAAGUUGGACCAUUACUAAAUAUUUUUAAAGAAAAUUUCCGUAAAAUUCCAAAAGAAGAAAAUGAAUGCUUGGCUCUCUAUCGUCGUCAUUCUUCAGGACAGAAAAUUCCAAAAAAGAACAUAAUGUCUUUACUAAAAUUUCGUGUCAACGUAGCUGCAGCUUUGCUUCAAUGUAAUCCAUCAUCAUCACCAACAGCCAAACGUGGUCGUCCAUCAUUGCAAUCAAUAAUAAGUGACCAGACAUCUCCAAAAUCAUCUGGAGCUACACCAAAUCCACUACCAUCAAAAAAUAUUCGAAUGGAUAGAUUUACCCAUUGA
Molecule: messenger RNA, 1318 nt
Organism: Rotaria sp. Silwood2
Lineage: Eukaryota; Metazoa; Rotifera; Eurotatoria; Philodinida; Philodinidae
Source: the annotation of a GenBank genome assembly